GAAGCAUCUUUAAGCAGUGCUGAAGGAGGCGAGGAGGAAAACAGUGGUGGAGAGAGAGGGCAGAAGUUGGAUGGCGCUUUGCUUUUGUCGCCGUGUCUCUGCGCUCUGCAACAACGAUCGAGUCCAUCCGUAAUCGCUAAAGCUAUACAGUCUGUCGUCGUUUGACGGAUAACUCCAUCUUUUGGGUUCAUCUAGCAAACGGUCCGCCCGCGUCCAAACCUGUGGCGGAGAUGAUGCAGGAAUCGGUGACCACGUUUGAGACGCAUCUGACGGCUGUCAUGGACAGUCUGAUCCGAGCCUCGGUGUGUGAGAUCACCAAACUGUUCCAGGAGACGGUCAACGACUACCUGGUGGAGCUGUCGCUCAACAGGAAGGAGAACGAUGCCCUGAAACUGCGGCUGCGGCUCACCGAGAACAAGCUGAGGACCGAGCGCAAGUACGGGAUGGGAUGGGCCGCCAGCCGCCGCAACGCCGGGCUGGCGGCGUCGGACGACGGAGCCGGAGGGCGGCAGAAGCGCAAAGUUGAGGUGGCCCGAGACAAGUCAAAGAAGGGCCCUGCAGCAGCAGCCUAUGGCAGAGGCUGGCCUGGAGGAAGUGGUGUGUGGGAGGAAGGAGGAGGCGGUGGUGGCAGCGGCAGUGGCAGCGCUGUUGUUGGAGGAGGAGGAGGAGGAGGAGGAAGUGGAGGGGCCAUGGGGAUGGCAGCAGCAGGAGGAGGAGGAAGAGGGGGGAAGGAGGCCAGGGAGACAUACCACAUCCAUUUCCCCAGAGAUGAAGAGGAAGAAGAAGGGAUGGCGGAGGACGAGGAAGGGGAGGGCAGCAACAGUGGUGAGGGGGAGGAGACGGCCAACAUCAAAGAGGAGUUUUGUACAAUAGAGAGCUAUCAGCCCACCUCUCUUCGGCUAAUCAAGGAGGCUUUGAAGAUGGACUCGCCCAACCAGAACCUCCACGCUGGCUCCAGGGCCCAAAGUGAAGGCGACCCAUCAGAUCAUCCUCCAACCCUUUAUCCUGGAGAGAAGAAGGAGGAGGACUGGGAGGUGUGUUCCACAGAGCCAUCACAAGGGGGCAUGACCAUGGAUGAGCUGAGGGGUCUGGAGUCCGCUCUGAGGGCGGAGCGAGGCCGUGAGCAGGCUGCUGUUUCGUCCUCCCAACCGGCCAGUUCUACCCUGGAGGGGGUGCGAGACGGCGAGGUCACAUUGGUCCCCAAAUACAUCGGCCUCGAUGGAAUGGAGCAGGAUGGAGAACUGGAGCCCCAGCCGCCCACCCUGCACAGGGAGGACCAGGUGGGGCACAGCAGGGCGAAGGACGGCACGGGGCCGGGAGCGGAGUCGAGGGUCGGCUGGCCGAAGAAGCUGAGAGAGAGCGACUCGUCCAACGGAGAGGACGCGGUGGAGCAGAAAGAGUCAGAGUAUCCGCCGCACCUGUCGGCCCAAGGAAGUGUGGGCGAAAGUGGAGGCGAGGAGGAGGCCAGCGGGGACCUGCUCCACUUCUGCCCACAGUGCGGAGGAGGCUUCACCUCCGAGGCCGAGCUGGAGGAGCACCCCUGUCCACUAGGGGGAGCUCACGCGCCGGGCAGCGGGGCGGAGGACAGUCUCUUCCCCUGCGCCCACUGUGGCAACACGUUCAGCCACGCCUGGGCCCUCAAGAACCACGAGUGCGCGUGCGCCGCCGAGAGGCCGCACUGCUGCGAGAUCUGCGGGAAGCGCUUCACGCACUCGCGCUCGCUGGAGCGACACCACCUGGUGCACACGGGCGAGCGGCCGCACCGGUGCCCGCAGUGCGGCCGCAGCUUCAGCCGCCUCGGCAACCUGGAGCGGCACCAGCGCAUCCACACGGGCGAGCGGCCCUACGGGUGCGAGGCGUGUGGGAAACGCUUCAGCCGCGUGGAGUACCUGAAGAGGCACCAGCUCAUACACAACAGCGAGAAGGCAACGCUGCAGUGCUCCAGCUGCGGGCGAGGCUUCAACGACGUGGAGCAGCUGAAAAACCACCAGUGCUUUUAGGGCGGCUUUCGCUGAAUGUGGUAGAAUUUAGCCUUUUGAGUGGGAUCGGUAGAUUCUCAUGUUGUUCUCAGUGACGUAGAGCUGCCUUCCUUUGACUCUGACAUGAUGAGAAGUGCCAUUCACAUGCAGAUAUACAAUGAUAUAAAGAGGGCAAAUAAUCAGUUGUACAUGAGCUUUCUCCGUAGGAGGAGAAGUAGGAUCCCAAUCCAGGCAUAUGAGCCAUGUUAUUAGGUGUUUUUACUUGUUUGACAAAGCUGGUACUUAUUUAUGAUGGACAAAGUGCAAAAUGACCUUUUUAUCUUUUAUCGGUGAAUUUAAACAUGUUGGGCUGAUGUCAUGGCUUUUCUCUGCUGAUAUAACUGACAUCUUGGUGUUUUAUAUGUUUGUGUCUUGUUAAGAAAUAAAUGUUUUCUUUCAUCAG
Molecule: messenger RNA, 2421 nt
Organism: Betta splendens (Siamese fighting fish)
Lineage: Eukaryota; Metazoa; Chordata; Actinopteri; Anabantiformes; Osphronemidae
Product: zinc finger protein 696
Exons: 5
Coding region: 231-2000 (589 amino acids)
Biological process (GO): regulation of transcription by RNA polymerase II
Molecular function (GO): DNA-binding transcription factor activity; RNA polymerase II cis-regulatory region sequence-specific DNA binding
Source: RefSeq, a predicted model, not a curated record